GGGUGGUUGCAGCUUUUGCUACAUGCCUUGCCAGCGCCGGAGCCUGCGGUCCAACUGCGCUGCUGCCGGAGCGCUCAGUGCCGCCUCCGCUGCCCGCUCCCCCCGCGCCCCACUCCGAACCCGCUGGUCGCCCGCCGCGCUGCUGCCCGGCUCCCGUGCUGCCGCCGCCGCCGCCGCCCCCCGACGCCUGGGUGAUGCUGGACAUGGGAGAUAGGAAAGAGGUGAAAAUGAUUCCCAAGUCCUCGUUCAGCAUCAACAGCCUGGUCCCCGAGGCCGUCCAGAACGACAACCACCACGCGAGCCACGGCCACCACAACAGCCACCACCCCCAGCAUCACCAUCAUCAUCACCACCACCACCACCCGCCGCCGCCCGCGCCCCAGCCGCCUCCACCGCCGCCCCAGCAGCAGCAGCAGCAGCCGCCCCCGGCCCCGCAGCCCCCGCAGGCGCGCGGCGCCCCAGCAGCCGACGACGACAAGGGUCCCCAGCCGCUCCUGCUCCCGCCCUCUGCCGCCCUGGACGGGGCCAAGGCUGACGCACUUGGAGCCAAAGGAGAGCCGGGCGGCGGGCCGGCGGAGCUGGCGCCCGUCGGGCCGGACGAGAAGGAGAAGGGCGCGGGCGCCGGGGGGGAGGAGAAGAAAGGGGCGGGCGAGGGCGGCAAGGACGGGGAGGGGGGCAAGGAGGGCGACAAGAAGAACGGCAAGUACGAGAAGCCGCCGUUCAGCUACAACGCGCUCAUCAUGAUGGCCAUCAGGCAGAGUCCCGAGAAGCGCCUGACGCUCAAUGGCAUCUACGAGUUCAUCAUGAAGAACUUCCCCUACUACCGCGAGAACAAGCAGGGCUGGCAGAACUCCAUCCGCCACAACCUGUCCCUCAACAAGUGCUUCGUGAAGGUACCGCGCCACUACGACGACCCGGGCAAGGGCAACUACUGGAUGCUCGACCCGUCGAGCGACGACGUGUUCAUCGGCGGCACGACCGGCAAGCUGCGGCGCCGCUCCACCACGUCUCGGGCCAAGCUGGCCUUUAAGCGCGGGGCGCGCCUCACCUCCACCGGCCUCACCUUCAUGGACCGCGCCGGCUCCCUCUACUGGCCCAUGUCGCCCUUCCUGUCCCUGCACCACCCCCGCGCCAGCAGCACUUUGAGUUACAACGGGACCACGUCGGCCUACCCCAGCCACCCCAUGCCCUACAGCUCCGUGUUGACUCAAAACUCGCUGGGCAACAACCACUCCUUCUCCACCGCCAACGGGCUGAGUGUGGACCGGCUGGUCAACGGGGAGAUCCCGUACGCCACGCACCACCUCACGGCCGCUGCGCUCGCCGCCUCGGUGCCCUGCGGCCUGUCGGUGCCCUGCUCCGGGACCUACUCCCUCAACCCCUGCUCUGUCAACCUGCUCGCGGGCCAGACCAGUUACUUUUUCCCCCACGUCCCGCACCCGUCAAUGACUUCGCAGACCAGCACGUCCAUGAGCGCCCGGGCCGCGUCCUCCUCUACGUCGCCGCAGGCCCCCUCGACCCUGCCCUGUGAGUCUUUAAGACCCUCUUUGCCAAGUUUUACGACAGGACUGUCCGGGGGACUGUCUGAUUAUUUCACACAUCAAAAUCAGGGGUCUUCUUCCAACCCUUUAAUACAUUAACAUCCGGGGGACCAGACUGUAAGUGAACGUUUUACACACAUUUGCAUUGUAAAUGAUAAUUAAAAAAAUAAGUCCAGGUAUUUUUUAUUAAGCCCUCCCCCUCCCCAUUUCUGUACGUUUGUUCAGUCUUUAGGGUUGUUUACUAUUCUAACACGGUGUGGAGUGUCAGCGAGGUGCAAUGUGGGAGAAUACAUUGUAGAAUAUAAGGUUUGGACGUCAAAUUAUAGUAGAAUGUGUAUCUAAAUAGUGACUGCUUUGCCAUUUCAUUCAAACCUGACAAGUCUAUCUCAACAGGCUGCCAGAUUUCCAUGUGUGCAGUAUUAUAAGUUAUCAUGGAGCUAUCUGGUGGACGCAGGCCUUGAGAACAACCUAAAUUAUGAAGAGAGUUUUAAAAUGUUAAACUGUAAUUUGUAUUUAAGAAUUUGUAGUAAAGGUGCCCAAGGAAUUAUAUUGGCCAUUUAUUGUUUUGUCCUUUUUCUUUAAAGAACUGUUUCUUUCCUUUUGUUUACUUUUAGACCAAAGAUUGGAUUCUAGCAAAUGCACUCGGUAUACUAAGUAUUAAAACAAGUAAACAAACAAACGAAAAAGGAAGGUUGUUUAGUUGGCAACACUGCCCAUUCAAUUGAAUCCGAAGGAGACAAAAUUAAGGAUUGCCUUCAGUUUGUGUUGUGUAUAUUUCGAUGUAUGUGGUCACUAACAGGUCACUUUUAUUUUUUCUAAAUGUAGUGAAAUGUUAAUACCUAUUGUACUUAUAGGUAAACCUUGCAAAUAUGUAACCUGUGUUGCGCAAAUGCCGCAUCAAUUUGAGUGAUUGUUAAUGUUGUCUUAAAAUUUCUUGAUUGUGAUACUGUGGUCAUAUGCCCGUGUUUGUCACUUACAAAAAUGUUUACUAUGAACACACAGAAAUAAAAAAUAGGCUAAAUUCAUA
Mus caroli (Ryukyu mouse) is the source of this 2568-nucleotide messenger RNA. It is a transcript of the gene Foxg1, whose product is annotated as forkhead box G1. The record is from RefSeq and is a predicted model, not a curated record. Lineage: Eukaryota; Metazoa; Chordata; Mammalia; Rodentia; Muridae. Gene Ontology annotation, molecular function: DNA-binding transcription factor activity; sequence-specific double-stranded DNA binding. Gene Ontology annotation, biological process: regulation of transcription by RNA polymerase II. Gene Ontology annotation, cellular component: nucleus.